Molecule: messenger RNA, 5774 nt
Organism: Cygnus atratus (black swan)
Lineage: Eukaryota; Metazoa; Chordata; Aves; Anseriformes; Anatidae
Gene: FIG4
Product: FIG4 phosphoinositide 5-phosphatase
Exons: 23
Coding region: 160-2889 (909 amino acids)
Biological process (GO): phosphatidylinositol dephosphorylation
Cellular component (GO): intracellular membrane-bounded organelle
Molecular function (GO): phosphatidylinositol-3,5-bisphosphate 5-phosphatase activity
Source: RefSeq, a predicted model, not a curated record
GCCGCGCGCAUGCGCAGUGUGUCCCGCCGCUGGGAGCGCCUGCGCGGCGCCGCGCCGGCCCUUCCGCCGUGUACCGGGCCCCUGGGGCCGUGUCGCGACAGGCGGGCCCGUGUCGCGUCCACCCCCUCCCCCCCCCCUCCCCCCCCCAACGCGUGAGCCAUGCCGGCGGCCGCCGCCGCGCCGCUGAUCAGCUGCGUGCAGAAGCUGGUGCUGUACGAGACCAGGGCUAGGUAUUUUCUUGUUGGAAGUAAUCCUGCAGAAACCAAGUACCGUGUUUUGAAAAUAGAUCGCACUGAACCAAAGGAUUUGGUUAUAAUUGAUGAUAAGCAUGUGUAUACGCAACAAGAGGUGAGGGAACUUCUUGGACGCUUAGACUUGGGAAACAGAACAAAGAUUGGGCAGAAGGGCUCUUCUGGGUUAUCCCGAGCUGUCUCUGCUUUUGGUGUAGUAGGUUUUGUCAGGUUUUUGGAAGGUUACUAUAUUGUGUUAAUAACUAAAAGAAGAAAAAUGGCAGAUAUUGGAGGUCAUGCAAUAUAUAAAAUAGAAGAUACAAACAUGAUAUACAUUCCAAAUGACUCUGUAAGAGUCACUCAUCCUGAUGAAGCCAGGUAUCUGAGAAUCUUUCAAAAUGUGGACCUUUCUAGCAAUUUCUAUUUUAGUUACAGCUAUGAUCUAUCUCACUCCCUUCAGUAUAAUCUUACUGUUCUGAGAAUGCCACUUGAGAUAUUAAAAACCGAAACAACUCAGACCCGACAAGAGAGUUUUGAUAUAUUUGAAGAUGAAGGACUUUCAGCACAGGGUGGAAGUGGUGUAUUUGGAAUUUGCAGUAAACCUUACGAAAAGUAUGUGUGGAAUGGGAAGCUGCUGGAGGCAGUAAAAAAUACUGUUCAUCGUGACUGGCUGCUGUACAUCAUUCAUGGAUUUUGUGGGCAAUCAAAACUGUUAAUUUAUGGUCGCCCUAUAUAUGUCACUCUGAUAGCCAGAAGAUCAAGCAAAUUUGCUGGAACACGUUUUCUGAAACGAGGAGCAAACUGUGAGGGGGAUGUUGCUAAUGAAGUGGAAACUGAACAAAUCCUUUAUGAUGCAUCGGUUCUGUCAUUUUCAGCGGGGAGUUAUUCUUCCUAUGUUCAGGUUCGAGGAUCUGUCCCUCUGUACUGGUCUCAAGAUAUUUCAACUAUGAUGCCUAAACCACCCAUAACACUUGACCAAGCAGAUCCUUUUGCGCAUGUUGCUGCUCUUCACUUUGACCAAAUGCUUCAAAGAUUCGGCUCUCCCAUUAUUAUUUUGAAUCUUGUGAAGGAACGUGAAAAAAGAAAGCAUGAAAGGAUUCUUAGCGAAGAACUUGUUGCUGCUGUGACAUAUCUCAACCAGUUUUUACCCCCAGAGCAUGCAAUUAUAUAUAUUCCUUGGGAUAUGGCCAAAUACACAAAAAGCAAACUUUGCAAUGUGCUUGAUAGAUUGAAUGUGAUUGCAGAAAGUGUAGUAAAGAAAACUGGAUUUUUUGUGAAUCGACCUGAUUCCUACUGCAGUAUUUUGCGGCCAGAUGAAAAGUGGAAUGAACUGGGAGGUUGUGUUGUUUCCACUGGUCGCUUGCAGACUGGAGUUCUCCGAACCAAUUGUGUGGACUGCUUAGAUCGUACUAACACAGCCCAAUUUAUGGUGGGAAAAUGUGCUUUGGCAUACCAGCUCUACUCAUUGGGACUGAUUGAUAAACCUAAUUUACAGUUUGAUACAGACGCUGUUAGAUUAUUUGAAGAAUUGUACGAAGAUCAUGGAGACACACUUUCUCUGCAAUAUGGAGGUUCUCAGCUUGUCCACAGAGUAAAAACCUAUAGAAAGAUAGCUCCAUGGACUCAGCAUUCCAAAGACAUUAUGCAGACACUCUCAAGAUAUUAUAGUAAUGCUUUCUCAGAUGCAGACAGGCAAGACUCUAUCAAUCUGUUUCUGGGAGUAUUCAAGCCUACGGAAGGGAAGCCUCAUCUCUGGGAACUACCUACUGAUUUUUAUUUGCAUCACAAGAACACCCUCGGUCUGUCCCAGACCAGGCGAAGCUAUACUUACUGGUGGACCACUGAUGUGCUGAAGCAUUUACCUCUUCCUUUUGAUGAAGUGACAUGUGCUGAAAACAGACGCAAGUUGACAGUGAAAAAAUUCCACAAGUACGAAGAGGAAAUUGAUAUCCAUAAUGAGUUUUUUCGGCCAUAUGAGUUGAGCAGUUUCGAUGAGACCUUCUGCUUGGCAAUGACUAAUUCUACACGCGAUUUUAUGCCUAAGAAUAUGGGGAUUGAUCCAAGCCCAUUUACUGUUCGUAAACCCGAUGAAACUGGAAAAUCAGUGCUGGGGAACAAAAGUAAUAGAGAAGAAACUGUGCUGCAGCGCAAAACUGCUGCUAGUGCUCCGCCACCCCCAAGUGAGGAGGCAGUGUCAAGUAGUUCUGAAGAUGAUUCUGGGACAGACAAAGAAGAUGAAGGAGCUGUUUCUCAGCGUUCUACUCCAGUAAAGGUGACUGAUACAGGAGAUAACACAAAAAUCACAGAGAAUGUAGUUCAGUCCACCAAAGAUGUGUAUGGAGUUAAUCUUUCAGAUGUUCCUUCAGAAGAUGAUCUCAAAAUAUACACAAGAUUUGUUCAGCUGGGACAGAGUCAACAUAAACCAGACAAGAGCAGCCAGCAAUUUUGCUCAAAACUCCAUUUGGAUAGAGUUAUAAAUUUAAUACCAAUCUCCUCCUUUUCACAAGAUAAUAUUUACGAAGUCCAGCCUCCAAGAGCUGAUAGGAAAUCAAUAGAGAUUUUUCAUGCGCACAUUCAGGCUGGAAAAGGAAACAUGCAGCCACUGGGAAAAGAAGACUUCCUCAUGUACAGAGAGUACAUUCGAAAUAGAUACCUCUAAAUACAAGCUGGAUUCUCAUGUGAAGUCUACAGUACUGAUAGGUCAUAAAAAAUAAUUUUAGAAAGGAAAUCUAGUUUUGUUAUUUUGCAAUAAUAAAUUUAUUUAUCUAACAAUUCUAUCUAUUAUGGUUUGCUGUUGCACGUUUAUGGUAUCAUGCUUUACAGGAGAAAGUGAUUUAAUAUCUGCUCUUCAGCUGGAAGAGAAAAGUGUUAUUUUAAGAGAUUAAGUGAAUAAUUUGAGCACCUGUAAUAACGGACAGGUAUGUAGUGAUUUAUGGCGAAGAAAAUACUGUGUCUUUAGGUUUUUAUAUUACUUACAUUCUUAUGCUUGCUAGCAAAAUGAAAUGAUUUGUACAUAAGAAUCAGAAUAGAAUAUUUUUCUUCCUCUUUGUUCUAUGACAACAAUCUUUUUUACAAUCAAAUGUUUUCUGAUAUUUCUUGAGAUUUUUAGCAAAUUGAAUGCCCAAAUGACUGCUUGCACUUUGCUGCUUUCUUAAACAAAAGAAAAAAAAAAGUGUGGUUUAUGUAAAAAUCAAAAUUUGCAUCUAGACUAACAUUAUAACUCUAAUCUGUGUCAAAUUAACUUCACUGGUUCUAGUAGCUACAAAAUCUGUGAUACAUGCAGGGUGAAAAUAGCUCAUGAAUAAUUAUUGUGGGUUUCUAGUAGGCCACUGAGGUGAACCACUCACUGACUACAUUGUAAAUGAGGGAGCACUCUUGGCUUUAGAGUCUUGGAGGGUACAGGACCAUUUUGCUGUAUGACAGGCAUUACCCUUUUUGCAGCAUAUUCUUUCCAUCCGCAUAUUUGUCCUCCUGUAAGACGCUUCCAGAUAUAAGCCUACAGCCUCCCAACAACUCAGUGUCACUAAGUGGUGUAGAGAGACUGGAUCAGCUGGGACAGUCAUGCAAGAGAAAGCAGUAGUUGGGCUUAGGGAAGACUGAACAUCAUGUCCAGUGCUAUGUAAGAAGUGGAGAGGCAUCAGGUGUUUGAAGUAGAUUGUUUAAUUUGGUCUUGUGGUCAAAACAUUUUCUCAAAUAAGAAAUAAAACACACACACAUACAAAAACCUAUGACUUGUAAUUACAAGCUAAAAUUCCCAACACUGCUUUCUAGCCCUUUGCCUUGAAGAACACUGACAGCGACAACAGCAUCCUUGAUAGGUUAUGUUAUUCCACGUGUUUGUACAGGCCAUAUUUCAGAAUUUUCUGGACUAACUCUGAAUAACUUACUCUGGGAAUGUCAGCCAACUGCAUGUACUAGAUGUAGAGUACACGUUUGUGUUCACAGUAAGUCGCUUGCAGGCAGCUACUCCAGAUUUUUGGCUGCAUGCUGCAAACAUAUUCUGCAUAUGUUUGCAUAUCUCAUGCAGUCAGUAGCAUUUUUGUCAGUAAUUCAGCAAAAAAAGAGAUGCAGUGAACAAAAAUAUUCGAGUUUCUUGUGGGGUCUGUGUGUUUCAGGAAAUGAUUUGUAUGCGGACAGUUAGAGAAUGUGGUACCUCAAGCUACCAAAAAAUGUUGGUGUCCAUUCUCUUUUGUUAAUUGAUUAAUAUUGUUUUGAGAGAAAUUAAGGUAUUUUUGCAGGUACAGGAAUGAAAGCACACUUCAGCUAAGACUUCAUUGCAACUGGCAACCUCUUUCCUCUGGAGAAACAAAAACAAAAACACAGCACAACUGUAACAAACUCUCCUGUCCAUUAUGAAUAAAUGUUUCCUUUGGAAAAAUGUAGAGCUGGAGUCCUUAUCCUAACAAAACACAUAGAUGCUUUUCUUACUGCACUUAAGCUAUUUCCAAGGAUGUUUUAUAGAUGACCACAUUCCUUAUACUUUUGUUGCUCGUAGAUACUGGAAUUUCAUAAAAGCUGUCCUUGACAGUGUACCACUUAACCACAGAUAGGUGAAAGAUGCAUCCUUUUUCAACAGCUAAAGUUGCUGCAAAAUACAGGAAUAGUAAUAAUUUUACAGCUCUAAGAGAAAAUAUGUUCAGGCUUUAGCAAUUCAAACACUGAUUAGCAAAAGAGGAUUGAAGGGUUUUGGUUUUACAAUUUUGAGAGAUUAAUGGCAUCUCAGUCCAUUAUCUGUGUCUUUUCAGUGUCUUUUUGUGCCAUAACAGUCCUAUAGCAGCAUGCCCUUGAAUCUUUUAGGAUAUAUAGCUGCUUCUUGUUUCUCCUUCCAGUUAGAAAAGAUUUUAAAAAGAAACAAACACAAAAACACUAAUUUUCACUGUGUUUUAAGCCAUGUUCAUUACUUCAUAUGAUAAAAUGAUUGGGCAUUAAUUUUCAGGUGCUUGCUUGUGUGGUCUACCACAAGUGUACUGCAGCUGCUAAGAACACUUCAGGGUGCUGAUGUCAACUAUUUACUGGGCUUGUUUAAAAAAAUGAAACAACACACAAACAAGGACUCCUAGGUUAACACUGAUUGAAUUACAAAUUUCAACUGUCUGAAUAUAUCUGCAGCCUAAUGUAUGUAAAGCAUUAAUUUAAAAGGCGAAUAUGUUCAUUGCCCACCCAAGUUCAGUUGCACAAAGGAUUCCAGAGAUGCUGGUGUGCAUGUACUUACUUUAUUCUGUUCUUGUGAUAUAAAGUUCCAGUUGUCAGCUAUGUGAGAAGUUCUCAAUCUGUUUACCCUUCAGAAGCUGAGGAAGGGGUGUGCAAAGUAAUAAAUACCUUUGUUUAUAACACAAAAAAUGGGCUGUGUUGGCAAUGAAGACUAAUAAGGUGCUUUUUUGACUCUUAAGUGCUAAUGAUCUUUAACAUCGUAAUGUUAUAAAUCCAUAUGGACAAGAGAAAUAUCUCUCAGAGAAACGUGUGUUUUUUCCUCCAAAAUUUAUUUCAUUUGUUUCGGUGUGUUUGAAGACUACAUUGAAAUAAAAUACCAAGAUGUACACAUUU